Molecule: messenger RNA, 1091 nt
Organism: Rhipicephalus sanguineus (brown dog tick)
Lineage: Eukaryota; Metazoa; Arthropoda; Arachnida; Ixodida; Ixodidae
Product: zinc carboxypeptidase
Exons: 9
Biological process (GO): proteolysis
Molecular function (GO): zinc ion binding; metallocarboxypeptidase activity
Source: RefSeq, a predicted model, not a curated record
CGACCCGAAGUGGUCGCGGAAUUCGAGACCAACGUCAAGCGUGCGGGUCUCACCCUGACGACGCGAUGCACGAAUCUGCAAGAGGUGAUUGAGAACGAACGAAGGUCGAUGCGCUUUACGACAUACUCGACAACUCCUCUGCGCUUCCAGAGGUACUUGAAGUAUGCCGAGUUUGGUAACGCGCUGAAGCAGUACGCAAAGAAGUACGACCACGUGACCUACCUGUCCAUCGGAAGAUCGUACGAAGGGAGAAACAUCAUCGCUGCUCACAUCAAAACCAAGGAGAAUUUGCCCAUCGUAUUUAUGGAGUGCGGAAUUCACGCCAGAGAGUGGAUAUCCCAUUCUGCAUGCCUCUAUAUCAUCGACCAGUUGGCGACGGGAUACGAGAAGGACGAAGGCAUCCGCCAGCUCCUGUCCAGAUACGAGUGGCGUAUCCAUCCCAUUGUCAACCCUGAUGGCUACGAAUACACACACACUACGGACCGACUCUGGAGGAAGACUCGCUCCAGAAGUCGCUUCUCUGAAAGAUGCCGAGGUGCCGAUGCCAACCGAAACUUUGACGUCGGACGUUUCUGCAGGAGCCGGGGCAGCAGCAGUCCGUGUCAGGACACCUACUGCGGCGACUACGCGUUCUCGGAGCCGGAGACCCGGGCCAUUCGGAACGCCCUGUGGGCGACCCAGGGUCGCACGGAGUUCUACUUUUCUCUGCACAGCUUCGGUCAGCUCUGGAUGUUUCCCUACGCCUACAGCGACGCUCGCGUGCCGGAAUACGACCAACUGAUGAACAUUUCGCUAAGGGCCAAGGAAGCCAUUCAAAAAGUGCAGGGUACAGUCUACAAGGUUGGACCAAUCUCAAAGACGAUAUACCAAGUAUCCGGGAGCAGCGUAGACUGGGCCUACGAGGCGAUGAAGGUGACAAAGUCAUUCGCCCUGGAACUUCAACCGUCGUGGUACAGGUUCCAAGGAAACCUGGGUUUUCUGCUUCCGGCAGAGGACAUCUACCCCACCGUCCAAGAGACGUGGAUAGGAAUCAGGGCGGCCGUCGCCUAGGUCACGGUCCUCGCACACGGCUCACAAAUUCACACUCUACA